Messenger RNA from Cydia splendana, 1557 nucleotides. RefSeq lists its product as uncharacterized. The record is from RefSeq and is a predicted model, not a curated record. Bases 1 to 1557 code for a protein of 518 amino acids. Gene Ontology annotation, molecular function: nucleic acid binding; zinc ion binding. NCBI's taxonomy places the organism in Eukaryota, Metazoa, Arthropoda, Insecta, Lepidoptera, Tortricidae. The transcript has 4 exons.
AUGCCUCUCGGAAAGUUGGAGUGUUUUCGUGUCGGGUCAGACUGGGAUGCUUACGUGCGCCGGGUUAAGCAAUUCAUCGCGUUAAACGAGAUUGACGACACAUUACACGUGGCGUCACUAGUAACUUUAGUCGGUGCAGAGUGUUAUGAGCUUAUGUGUGAUUUGUGUGCACCUGCUAAACCCGAGGACAAAACAUUCGCCGACUUAGUCAAGCUAGUAAGUGAGCAUUUGGAACCCGAGAGAUCGGAAAUAGCGGAACGACACAUCUUCCGUCAGAGAAAGCAGCUACACGGUGAAGGUAUACGCGAAUAUCUACAGAAUUUAAAACAUUUGGCCAAAACAUGUAACUUCGGUGCACAGCUAGAGAUCAACCUUCGCGAUCAAUUCGUGUCGGGGCUGCUGAGCGAUGAGAUGAGGUCGAGGCUAUUUGCCGUACGGGCCAUCGACUACAAGCGCGCCGUGGAGCUUGCUCUGGCGCUGGAGGCAGCAGAGAAGCACGCGGCGGUAUCGGUAGGCGCUCCGGCGGGCGCAGCGGCGGGCACUUCGGCGUCGGCGUCGGCGUCGCCGGACGACGGGCUGCAUCGCGUGGGGGCGGCGCGGCGGCGGCGCGCGGGCCCGGCGGCGGCGACGACGGCCGCGCCGAGGGCGCCGUGCGCGCGCUGCGGCAAGACCGGUCACGCGGAGGGCAGAUGUCGGUACAAACAUUUUUCAUGCGACGCGUGCGGUGAAAAGGGCCAUUUGAAAGUGAUGUGCAGAAACGAGGUAUCUAAAAAGUCAUCAAAAGGCGAGGACCCGAUGGCAGAAUCUCUUAAGCAAGAGUUUCCCGAAGUGUUCGCUGGGGGGUUAGGCACGUUCAGGUCGCGACUGCAGCUCCGCCUCGAGGACGACACGCCGGUGUUCGUUAAGGCGCGGGCGCUACCGUUGGCGCUUCGCGAGCGCGUAGAACGGGAGCUCGAUCGCUUACAGCGGGAGGGGGUUAUUUAUAAAGUCGACAGAUCGGAAUAUGGGACCCCUAUAGUGCCUGUAAUAAAAGCAAACGGCACCAUACGUAUCUGUGGUGACUAUAAAAUAACAAUAAAUCCGCGAUUAAAAGAUUUUCAUUACCCGCUGCCGCGGAUCGAGGACCUGUUUGCCCUUUUGGGUGGAGGCGAGCAGUAUACGAAACUGGACCUGUCUAACGCCUUUCAACAAUGUGUUUUGGAAGAGGAGUCACAGCCGAUGACGGCCAUAACCACUCACGUUGGUACCUUUGUAUACAAACGCGUCCCGUUCGGAAUAAAGUGUAUUCCCGAAAACUUUCAAAAGAUCAUGGAGGAGACGUUGAGUGGUUUGCCAUCGACGGCCGUGUUCGCCGACGAUAUCUGUGUAACGGGGAAAGACACGGCAACCAGCCCUUACGGCCUGGGCGCGGCCCUGACUCAACGGGGCGCGGAUGGCGUGGAGCGACCUCUGUGCUGCGCUUCGCGCACACUGAACGCCGCCGAGUGCAACUACUCGCAACUCGACAAGGAGGCGCUGGCGAUCGUGUUUGGAGUCACUAAGCACCACCAAGCGUAA